AAUUGAAAUUUCUUUUUUAAUAGAUGUACAAUACUUAUCUCCUCCAACUCAGGCAUGAGUAAUGUUUAUUUACAUUGCACGAUUGGUCUGCUUAAUAAGGUAUUUGUGGCUUCACUCUAUUCGUCUCUUUCCCUAUUCUCUUUGAAUCACAGAAGUCAAAGUUGGUUGAAACAGAAAUUUCAGCGCCUAACCAUGUCGGCACCAACGGCUGCGGCAUUGGCACACACCAAGCGAGUUUGCUCGCUGUACAAAAAAUCACUGCGCAGUCUGGAAUCGUGGUAUGACCGAAGACAUAUAUUCCGUUAUCAAGCUGUUCUAAUGCGGGCUCGUUUCGAUCAACAUAAAAACGAGAAGGACCCAACCAAAAUUGCCCAACUAGUGGCUGACGGAGAGCGAGAGCUGUUCGAAAAGCAGCAUUUUCAACCGAAGAAAUUCGCCAUGUCCCCGGGAGGGGUUGCCUUCGAGCGUGAGGUUAUCCCACCGGACUGGGUCCUGGACUAUUGGCAUCCACUGGAGAAGGCCCAGUUUCCGGAAUACUUCGCUCGCCGCGAGAAACGCAAACAAGAAUACGUAACCUGGUGGGAAAAGCAGUAUGGCAAAGCUUCAACUACCGAUUCGCACCAUUGAGAGCAAUGGGAAAUUUGCCAUCAAUAUUUUCGAUACACUGCUUCUUUCGUCGAGGAAUAGACAGAUAUUAAUUGUUUAGAAUCAA
Messenger RNA from Topomyia yanbarensis, 712 nucleotides. RefSeq names its product NADH dehydrogenase [ubiquinone] 1 beta subcomplex subunit 9 (gene ND-B22). The record is from RefSeq and is a predicted model, not a curated record. The transcript is spliced from 4 exons. Bases 55 to 627 code for a protein of 190 amino acids. Gene Ontology annotation, biological process: mitochondrial electron transport, NADH to ubiquinone. NCBI's taxonomy places the organism in Eukaryota, Metazoa, Arthropoda, Insecta, Diptera, Culicidae.